AUGGUCAACUCGCGCAACCCCGGUGGCCUCUCGCGCACCGUGCGCAUCACGGUCGUGGCCGCCGACGGGCUGGCCAAGCGCGACGUCUUCCGGCUGCCCGACCCGUUCGCCAUUGUCACUGUCGACGGCGAGCAGACCCACACCACGUCGGUCAUCAAAAAGACGCUCAACCCCUACUGGAACGACAGCUUCGACAUCAACGUCACCGACUCGUCGGUCGUCGCCGUCCAGAUCUUUGACCAGAAAAAGUUCAAGAAGCGCGACCAGGGCUUCCUCGGCGUCAUCAACAUCCGCGUCUCUGACGUCCUCGACCUCGAGCUGGGCGGCAAGAAGCUGCUCAACAAGGAGCUCAAGAAGUCCAACGACAACCUCGUCGUCCACGGCAAGCUCAUCAUCGACCUCAACACCAACGUCUCGACGCCCAUCAACAACAACAACUCGAGCGCCGGCCCGUCCAAUGGCCUGCUGAGCGCCGCCAACGUCAACGCCUCGUCGACGUCGCUCGCGCCCAGCAGCAAUCCUUCCGGCUCCCGCAUCGACACGCGGCCCUCGACCUCGGGCAGCGCCGCCCCCUCGUCCGCAGCUGCCUCCUCCCGGCCGGGCGACGGGGAGUCGGGCAGCCGGCCAACGUCGACCGUCGACACCCCCGGCGCCGCCUCUGCCGCCAGCAGCGGGGCGAGUGCACCGCCUGCAGCGUCCCUCUCCGCCUCGCGCACCGCCUCGGGAACGGGCCCAUCGGCAGGGUCCGCCGCGGCAGGCGCUGCGGCCGGAUCGGCGGCGGCCCCGGCUGCCCAGCCGACACCGCGCUCGGGCGCCAACGACUCGCGCUCCGACGAGUACGGCCCCCUCCCGAGCGGCUGGGAGAGGCGCACCGACCACCUGGGUAGGACCUACUACGUCGACCACAACACACGCUCCACGACGUGGACCCGCCCCUCGACCAACACCAACGCCAAUGUGGCCGCCCAGGCCAGCAGUGCAGCGGCGGACCGGCAGCGCCACAGCAACCGUGCGCUCGCCGACGACUUCCUCGGCGUCAACGACAACGACGGCCCGCGCUCCGGCUUGGCCAGCGGCACGGGCUCGGCCAUCACGACGCCGGGCGCAGCUGGAGCGGCGGCCUCGGGCGGUGCGGCGCUGCCCGCCACGAGCAGCGCGACGACGGCCGGGAGCGGACCGCUUCCUGCCGGCUGGGAGCAGCGCAACACGCCCGAGGGCCGCGCCUACUUUGUCGACCACAACACGCGGACCACGACGUGGGUCGACCCGCGGCGCCAGCAGAUCCUGCGCAUCAUGGGCCCCAACGGCAACAACCUGACGGUGCAGCCGCAGAGCGUGGCCCAGCUCGGCCCGCUGCCGAGCGGCUGGGAGAUGCGUCUGACGUCGACGGCGCGCGUCUACUUUGUCGACCACAAUACCAAGACGACGACGUGGGACGACCCGCGCCUGCCGAGCAGCCUGGACCAGAACGUGCCGCAGUACAAGCGCGACUUCCGCCGCAAGCUCAUCUACUUCCGGAGCCAGCCGGCGCUGCGGCCGAUCCCGGGCCAGUGCCACAUCAAGGUGCGCCGAACGCACAUCUUUGAGGACUCGUACGCCGAGAUCAUGCGCCAGCAGCCCAACGACCUCAAGAAGCGGCUGAUGAUCAAGUUUGACGGCGAGGACGGCCUCGACUACGGCGGACUGUCGCGAGAGUUCUUCUUCCUCCUCUCCCACGAGAUGUUCAAUCCGUUCUACUGCCUCUUCGAGUACAGCGCCCACGACAACUACACGCUCCAGAUCAACCCGCACUCGGGCAUCAACCCGGAGCACCUCAACUACUUCAAGUUUAUCGGCCGCGUCCUCGGCCUCGCCAUCUUCCACCGCCGCUUCCUCGACGCCUACUUCAUCGUGUCGUUCUACAAGAUGAUCCUCAAGAAGAAGAUCACGCUGAGCGACCUCGAGAGCGUCGACGCCGACUACCACCGCUCGCUCCAGUGGAUGCUCGACAACAGCAUCGAGGGCGUCGUCGAGGAGACGUUCACCGCCGUCGAGGACAAGUUUGGCGAGAUGGUCACCGUCGAGCUCAGGCCCGGCGGCGAGGAGAUUGAGGUGACCGACGAAAACAAGAAGGAGUACGUCGAGCUCAUGACCGAGUGGCGCAUCAGCCGCCGCGUCGAGGAGCAGUUCAAGGCCUUCAUCAGCGGCUUCACCGAACUCAUCCCGCAGGACCUCAUCAACGUCUUUGACGAGCGCGAGCUCGAGCUCCUCAUCGGAGGCAUGUCCGAGAUCGACGUCGACGACUGGAAGCGCUUCACCGACUACCGCGGCUUCACCGAGCAGGACCAGGUGGUCCAGUGGUUCUGGCAGUGCGUCAAGGCGUGGCCCGCCGAGCGCAAGUCGCGCCUGCUCCAGUUUGCCACGGGCACCUCGCGCAUCCCCGUCAACGGCUUCAAGGACCUGCAGGGCUCCGACGGCCCGCGCCGCUUCACCAUCGAAAAGUCGGGCGAGGUCAACCAGCUGCCCAAGUCGCACACGUGCUUCAACCGCAUCGACCUUCCGCCCUACCCGUCGUUUGAGACGCUCGAGAGCAAGCUGGCGCUCGCCAUCGAGGAGGGCAUGGGCUUCGGCAACGAGUAG
Molecule: messenger RNA, 2619 nt
Organism: Pseudozyma flocculosa PF-1
Lineage: Eukaryota; Fungi; Basidiomycota; Ustilaginomycetes; Ustilaginales; Ustilaginaceae
Exons: 1
Coding region: 1-2619 (872 amino acids)
Biological process (GO): ubiquitin-dependent protein catabolic process
Molecular function (GO): ubiquitin protein ligase activity; protein binding
Source: RefSeq, a predicted model, not a curated record